Messenger RNA from Brienomyrus brachyistius, 3286 nucleotides. RefSeq names its product germ cell-specific gene 1-like protein. The transcript has 7 exons. NCBI's taxonomy places the organism in Eukaryota, Metazoa, Chordata, Actinopteri, Osteoglossiformes, Mormyridae. Gene Ontology annotation, cellular component: plasma membrane. The record is from RefSeq and is a predicted model, not a curated record. Bases 2312 to 3286 code for a protein of 324 amino acids.
AGAAAAGGUUUUGGUGGAGGCUGGGCCUGCUACUUACAGGUCAUAGCAGACAGGCACUCCGGUUCUUUGUAGUGCAGACCUGUACGGUAUUUUUAUGCAGCGAAAAAAGACAUUUCAACCAGCUUUUCAGCCAGUGCCAAUGUCACAAGAAAAUCGCUGAAAUAUUUACUCUGCUGUGUUCUGCAAAUUGGACACUGAUUUAACUUAUUUGUUUACUUUGUCAAAUUGGCUGCUGUUACUGCUGAUGUUCUACAUUAGUAGUUCUGUUGGUACCCUUUUGUCUCAUUCUGUUGACCGUAUUCUGUUCAAAAUGGUGAGUCGUGGCUGUUUUCCUUUCUGACAUCGCUGCUUUAUAAAUGGCGAUGCUUUGAGAACAGUACUGUUUUACAUGUGUGUGGUGCUCUGCAUUCUCAGUGGCCGUGAGGUAAGGCUUCGUGUGUUUCAGCGGUUCUCCCUUGGACCAUACCACUGUGAUGGAUAGUGGGGGGGGAUCUUGCAACUUAUAUCUGAUGGGAGCAGGAUAUGAACAGUCCAUGAAGGCAUUUUAGUAUGUUUCAUUACAUAUUACUGUAAGAUGCAUUACCACUGUGCUUCUAACCUUAAUCUUAUCUUUGCAGUCUUAUCUUUGAAAUAACAAGGUUUGGAAUUUCUGGUUGAGAUUUUCGCAGAUUUCUCUCUGUUUUUUUGAAUUGCUGUCUGCCUUUCGACUUCCAGUUUUCUAAUUACAGCUUUUUAAUGUUAUUUUUGUCUCCCUCUCGUGGUGUUUAGAUGUCAGCAAAAAAUGCCUCUGUGUUACUUUUUAUCACCCUAGCUCUUCUUUGACUUAUAUAAAAUAUAAUUGCUGUGUGUGUGUGUUUGUGUGUGUGUGGGUGUGUGUGUGGGUGGGUGGGUGUGUGUAUGUGUAUGUGUGUGUGUGGGUGGGUGUGUGUGUGUGUGUGUGUGUGUGUGUGUGUGUGCCCUGCGAUGGACCUUGUGCCCUGUGCUGCUUGGGAUGGGCUUCAGGCCCCAACCAGGAUAAACAGUUGGUUGGAGCGAUUUCUUUAAAAAAAUGUGGCCUUCUCUACAUUCCUCUGUAUGUAUGUCUUUUUUUGCUGGAACAUUUUAAGAAAUUGGAAUAGGUAACACUUUACUUGUGGGGGCACAAGUAAAUUAGUAACUGAGUUACUACUCAAGUACAAAUCAUGAACAAAUAUAGUAGCUCCAUGAAAUACAUGAACUGAUUAAUGACUGAUUAAUGAUGAAUAAACAUGGGAUCAGUACAUAACUAACACUUAGUUUUUGAUUUAUUGAUACAUUAAGUAUGAGUGUGCUACUGCAUUAAGUAUGAGUGUGCUACUGCAUUAAGUAUGAGUGUACUACUGCAUUAUUUGUGCCCCCUCAAGGUGUGUUACCGUGAAAUAUGUUUAAAUGUAAUGAAAAUGACCAAGUCAUGUUUUUAUUGAUGAUGAAUUUGAAAGGAAUAAUUGAGCAAAAUAACCAUAAAACCUACGAUCACGUAAUGACAAUUAAAUUAGCCUGGACAGAAGGGAGGCUGGAGGAUUAAAACGGAGCCAACGGAUUGAAUGGAGUCGCUCAACGUGGAUUAAAUAUCGAAGGAUUAAUGAGGAUUUUAAAGAGGAGGGUUAAUAUAUAGUCUACAAAAUAGAGUCCCCUCAAAGUACCACCCAGACUGAGUGCAUCUUAGAUGUGAUUGCUGCAGGACGCGGGUGUCGUUUUUCUUAACAGAGAAGCACUUCGUCUACUGUAUCGAGUUCCUGAGCGGUCUGGUACCUCUGGCCAAGACAGCGAUCUAUUGGAUGUCACAGCACUGCAACACCAAGAAGAAGUGGAAGGAGACAAUUUAUUUGGUAAAGAUGUUUCAGAAUUUGUUCUGUGAAGGAUGAUAAAGGUUUUGAUGAGAUUUGUUAACCACCAGAUGCUUAUAGUUGAAUAAUAACUAUUGGUCAACACAUGAUGAGAUGUUGCUGGUUGCAGUCAUUGCUGUUAAUGCCGCAGCUCAGCCGUCCAUUAAGGCCGUACGUGAUGCCUGCCGUCUUAUCAUGUGUGCACUCUGAGGCUGAGGAUCAGACACGACUAAAUGGGAAAGACCCCCAACCCUCUGUUAACUAUUCUGCAUUUCUUUCUGUGCAUGGUGACAUUCACUGGCAUAAUCAGAAUUAUAGACACGGUACGUAUAAGAAAGUAAAUCCUACGAUCCAGUAAUUUGCACUGAUGGUGAAUUUAUUUGCUCUCCCGCCGCUCCCUCAGUCCCUGACACUUCUACUCACUCUUCCUCAAUCCCAGUGACCCCCGCCCCCCCACCGAUCCAGCUAUGACCCAUCUCACUGCAGUGCGCUCCCCCGUCAUCACGUUUUGCCAGACGGGCGUGUCCCUGCUGCUGUCCGCUGUGGCCCUGCUCUCCUCCUACUGGUGCGUGGGCAAGCAGAAGAUGCCCAAGCCACUGUGCUCACUGCUCAAGACCAGAGACUGCAUCCCCGUGCCGGGCAUGUCGUCAAACUCAAGCUCCGCCCAGUUCUCUUGGGAAACAGGCGACGACCGCUUUGUGUUUCCCUCCUUCCAUUCCGGCCUGUGGACCAGCUGCCAGGAGAACAUCUACCUGGAUCAACGGGAGGAAAAGUGCCGAAGCUUUAUGGAGAUCAUGCCUCAGUCUGAGAAAGCAGUCAUGCUCUGGCUGUCCGUGACCAUGGAGCUGAUGUACAUGGGGCUGUUGACCACCAGCUCUUUGCUGCUCUGCCUGCAGCUCUGUAUCCGUGCCUGGCUGCCCUCGGCCGCCUGCUGGGGCCUGCUUCUCAAUGCCUUCUCUGCCAUCUUCACCGUGCUGGCAGGUAGGGGGGGCUCCUGUCAUAUCCUCAUGGAUUUCCUAAUGAUACUCAUUUGUCCAUGUUACAAUCCUUCCCGCUUUCUCACAGGACUGCUGGGUAUGGUGGGUCACAUGAUGUUCAUGCAGGUCUUCCAGGUCGCAGCUUCCAUGGGGCCAGAGGAUUUCAAGCCCCACAGUUACGGAUACUCCUGGGCUUUCUACGUGGCCUGGGUCGCCUUCUCUCUAUGCAUGUCGUCAGGCGUCUGCACACUCAACAGCUACACCGAGAGCGUGCUGAUGCACAGGCACGCAUGCGCACUUCAACAGCCUGCCAAGCAGCCCAUGGCCCCUUUCUUCUACCCGCCUCCCCCCCUGCCCGUCCCACCUCUCUCACCCUUAUCCCCAUACUACAGUACCCCAGCUAAUGUCCAGAUGACAGUGACUCACUCUGAGGAUGCCCAGUCGGUAACCAUGGAGACACCCUGA